AGAAUCCCUUUUUGUCAACCUAAUGAAGCAUUCAAAUAAGUCAUAUGACUCUUUUCAAGAUGAACUUGAAGAUUAUAUUAAAGUACAGAAAGCCAGAGGCUUAGAGCCAAAGACGUGUUUCAGAAGGAUGAGAGGGGACUAUUUGGAAAGCUGUGAGUACAGAGAAGAGUUUGAUUCCAGACCCAGAUAUAGGAUGUUUGAUCAAAGACUCCCAUCUGGAACCAACCAUAACUACCCAAGAUCAUGCAGUAGUUCCCAGACAGAAGAUCAUUUACCCCAGUGGUUACCAGCUCAUGGAAAUCUGGGUUUAGACUCUCUGAGCUACUGUCAGUUCACCAGGGAUGGCUUCUCAGAAAAACCAGUCCCCUUGAACCUUAGUCAUCAAGAAUACAAUUGUGGUUCGUAUAGCGUGGAGUCUGUAGUUCACAAGCACCUCUACUCAGGACACAGUACCAUUGACCCUCAAGCCAGUCAUAGACAAAUGCACCAGAAGAGGAAAAGACAUCUGGAAGAGAGCAGAGAAAAGGAGGAAGAAUGGUCCAGACAUGAGAGGAAAAGGAGUUCAGAGGAAAUGGAUUUAAACAAACAGAGGAGCGUACAAAGAAAAAAAACAAAGACAGAAACAGAAGCUGUGCAGGACAGUACAGAAAAACUUAAGAAUCGAAAAGAAAGAAAAAGCCGAGAUGUAUCCUCUAAGAAAGAGGACCGUAAGCGUAAAAAGGAGAAAAAGGAACAAGGUGAAGAAAGGACAGAGGAGGAGAUGCUCUGGGACCAGUCUAUCCUUGGAUUUUGAAGCUCCUUAGUCACUUCUCCUGAGGCUCAACUGAAAGAACAUCUGAAGAGCUUGGUUAUAUACAUUCUUGUUCAUGUCACUUUCAUGUGUGGACAGAAGUCUCAGCUUCUAAUGGAGUGAACAUGAAGAAUUUACUAUGCUUGUUUUCCAACAUGGAGAUUACUUUUCUAUUUCUAAAAGCUCUAUUAAUUUUUCUUACAUAUGAUAGAAUUUCCCAGAGUGACUCUGCUUUAUUCACCAAAUUGCUGUGGUAGUGGAAUUAUUUUCCCUUGGGAGAUCAUUUAUUUAAAAUUGAAGGAUUAACAGACUGUGGAAUCUGUUUCUUGGUUGGGUUUUAGUUUUGAGUCACAUAUUUUUAUGCUCACUGACUUUCUCUAUGAAGCAAUUUAGAUAUUCUUUUUUAGAUCUAACUUGCAGUGUAUUUCCUGGGUUGGAAAGUGAAAUACAUUAUAAUAAUCUUAUCUUACAUAUAGUUUUAAAAGUUUGAGAGUCUUCAUACAAAAUUAGUUUAUAUUCUGAAAAUGUUUAUAAUAAAGUAUUUUAACUUCUGAA
Molecule: messenger RNA, 1345 nt
Organism: Myodes glareolus (Bank vole)
Lineage: Eukaryota; Metazoa; Chordata; Mammalia; Rodentia; Cricetidae
Source: RefSeq, a predicted model, not a curated record